AUGGCGCAUCCACUCUUCUGGCCUGGAGUAUACUACUUCUACCCGAUCGGUAAUACACCUGCGAUAUGUCUGACUAGAGACCUUGCGCCUGAAGAACCCGCGAACAUCCUGUUGCUCGGAUGUGGGGAUCCGAGGAAUAUCUUGUAUACCAUUUUCUGCGAGCCUAACGCCAUGAAACGCAAACUCGACUUCACUUGCUGUGACGUAGAUCCUGCGAUACUGGCGCGCAACGUACUGCUCCUGACAAUCGUCGCCGACAAACACCCCAACGCGACUGCGAUAUGGAACAUUUUCUACCACAUGUAUCUGGAUGAUGAAUCGCACAAGGUGUUGGUGGAGCAAUCCAAGAAAUUGCUUGACUUCUCACAAAGUCCCCAGCACUGGCGUGCUUCUCCGUACGGGCCCUUCAUCCGUAUGUGCACGGAAUUUACACUCGUAGAACUGCGUCGGCACUGGUCUCUUUACGCCUGUAUGCACAGUCUUCCGCAUAGCCGUAUCGCUGCGAUAUGUGAUGCGUUCUCGUCCAAACUGGCACCUCAGAAGUCCCACAUCGUCCUCGGCACUACACGAGCCGCUGGUCCGCUCAUUGCCAAGGCAUCGCCCAUCUGCGCCGUCCAAUUUGAGCGGUACUGGAAGACGGGCGUGACGUUCUCGGACCCCGAGCGCAUAAUCGCUUCGAAGCUCGUGAACCCCACUUUCGUCUAUUCCCUGGGCGGCGAGGGUUUCUCCGUGCAGUACGGAGUCGACCCAUUAAUCUCUUUCCAUUAUGCUGCCGUUCUUGGCAAUGCAAAACGAGAACUUGGCGUAUCCGAUCUUGUGGAUGCCGCGCAAGCUCAGUUCAAGGAUUGGUGCACCGCAUUUUCCUCCGCAACUUCCUCCCUUGCCUCUUCCGUACCCGUCGUUCGCUGUUUCGUCGGUGAGGCCGCUGCAGUUUGCCGUACACUUCGGACGUUUGGUGAGACUGGAACAGUAUCGUCUUCUAUUCCCGUGUCCCAGUUCGAGACACAACUCAUACAACUAGAUGAGGAGGAAUACAACUCGCGUGGCGCACCUUCGACGUUCAACGUGAUUGACUCGUCCAACUUGGACGAUCAUAUCGCGCUGUUGAACGUGCUCAUCAUAACAGUCCCUCUUCUUGCAUCCGCAUCACCAUCCAGUGUGCUGUACACCGAAUCGCUAAAUUAUAACGGAGAGAAUGCCACAAAGGACUUUGCGGAGCGCCUACAUGCCGACAUUACCACUUUUGGGGUUCUCCUAGGAUUAUGCCCCGUUGACUAUCUUUCAGGCUUUACCACGCGAUGCAACACACAUGAACUGCUCAUGUACCUAAAAAUAGCAGACAAACCCAGGCAGUUCCAUCAAGUGACGACCUGGAAGUCGCCUGCAGCUGGAGACUUCCUUGCCGUGCAGAGCAAACAGUGGUGCCUACCACCCGCCUUUGAAGCACGCCAACUCGGUACGCUUCUCUACGACAUGUAUCACCAACUGUUCGAACAAGAGGAUGCAAACCACUUCAUCGAGCGUAACCAGCACAAUGUGCGGAAUGCUAUUGCGAAUUCCAAUCUGGUCCAUUACAUCCGGGAGAGCUUCGUCUUGUUCCUCAAGCUCGUCAGAGAUCGACUACGGAUACCUCAGGGGCAAUGGCUGGAUGUGAUGGAUCAAUUCCGCUACAUUGGGAAUGCCGACCAGACACUCAUAAUGGAUACCGUCCAUUCUUGGGAUUUUUUCACACAGUUACACAGGCAUGGUGUCCAUAGGUUCUCUUUCUAUGAUAUUGUCGUACCCAAAAUUGGCAGAUUCUCCUCGUGGAAGGUGGUCCCCAAAAUCGUACGAAUUGUUCUAGUCGUUCCACGCGAGAAACUGGCAGUGCUCGACGAAAUGAAAGAGCGGAUUGGCACGCCAUUGUUGCGGUGCGAUAUUCGUGGCCCGUGGUCUCGUGGCUUGCGGUCCCAUAACGUCUUCUCAUCCGUUCAUGCCGCAUUCGGCCGGGUCAUCUCGAGAGGGACAGAAUCAAAUCCCCGCGUUCUUUUUGAUAAAGAUCCUGACGGGUGGAAGGGAACCUUACCGCUGGUAGUGUCGUUCACUUUAGCGGCAAGAUAUCUCACGGAAUUUGAGCCGAUGGAGACUCUAGACAUAUACCUCUCGGUCCGUGACACAGUUGCAAGUGUAGUGAUGCUCUCCGAUAGACUUGGCAUGUGGCUCAGCCUCUUCAAUGCCAAGCUGAUGGACAAGUCGCACGUCUAUGUCCUCCCGGAGGACUUUGUACCUUCCGAAUACUGUUCCACGCCUCCAACUGUAGAGUCUCCAGCUCCAGGUCAUCUGGCCCAGAUUGGUUCGCCCUGCCAGAUGGUCGUUGAUUUGGACGAGGAAUGUGAGGUAGUUGCUUCAUUAACCUGCCGGAUCUGUAUCGAAGAUAAAGAAGUCAAACGUCUUUUCGCAUCCGAGAGGGCGACUCCACAAGUUCUACAGGUGUCUCCCUGUGUGAUGCGGCUGAGUGUCAGAGAUUAUACACAGGAUGUGGUCUAUCCAUUUCCCAUCGUAGGGAGUCAGAACAAGCUACGUCUGGCCAGAACGUCGUUGUACAUUGAGGUGGUCGUCCCACCGUGUGGCCCAUUUCAGAAACCAGAUGGCAUGAAAUUGAAUCCCUUCCCAGUUGUGCGCUCUGCAGAUGUUUUGAAUUUAUGGAGUAUACAUCGCCUCAAUCUCCCUCUCCUCCCCAUUCUCGACCUCAAGUCACCGGGUAUCGAGAAGUGGCUCGAUUCUCACCUCGGCACAAUGUUCUCAACACGCGAACAUUCUGUUUUGAAGAAAAAGAACGAAGAUGAUGUUUUGGCACUUGUCAAGAACAGUCUAAAUUCUAUUUUCGUCCGCUCUACGGGGAUGCAAAACUCUCCUGUGCGACGAGUGUUCGCAUUGCGAGAUGCAGCUACGAAUGAAUGCGAUACCCUGCUGUUCAUCAGUGAGGUCAGAUUUGACCUGCAUUCCCAUACACUAGUCUGGGACGGAUACGUACUCCCGCUUACUCCGGAGUUGGAGGCGGACAUCAGAAGCAUCUUCAGCAAGCUGGUUAAGGAGGAAACCAUGUCCCAAAUGAUGACAUUCAAGGGCGAGCUCGGUGCAUGGAAGCAGCUCCUGCCCGCUUUGGUCGAGCGCUGUCGGACAACUUGGAUGCACGGAGUCAACUGCGAAUACAAAUCCACGGGUCAGAUCCCGCGCUCGGUAGAGUUGCACGCAGUAGACCCACUGUGUAGUUGUGGUAGGGGGAAGGAUACGGAAGGUAUGUCAAAAGUCGCGCUGUGGAAGGACUUCGCGCCGUACAUGACCCGAGUGGCACUGUCUCCGCUGUUUGCAGUGUCGUACUUGGAGACGGUCACUGAGGGCGUGUGGACGGUGCAAGAAGGUACGAUACUGUUCCGAAAUGUGCCAGAAGAGAGACUGGAAAUCACACAAAGUGCGCUGCAAGGCCUGAAGGCGCCGCAGCAUUGA
This is a messenger RNA of Sparassis crispa, 3486 nucleotides long. RefSeq lists its product as hypothetical. Lineage: Eukaryota; Fungi; Basidiomycota; Agaricomycetes; Polyporales; Sparassidaceae. The transcript is spliced from 5 exons. The coding region runs from base 1 to 3486 and encodes 1161 amino acids. The record is from RefSeq and is a predicted model, not a curated record.